AUGAUGCCGAUCCCAGUGGCGAGAGUCGACUCUGACACUCAGAUGCAGGCAAUUAAAAGGAAUGCUAAAAAGGAACGCUCAAAGAUACACAAUUUCCCAUUGAAGGGUCAGGAAAUUGGCAGCAGCAUGACAGGCUUCGAAGAGGAUUUAAAAGAGUACGACAUUAUGGAAGAUUUAAAGAGCCAUGACUUGGUUCUUAUCAAAAAGAACGCUCAAAUAUCUACUCGAUACGAUAAGAAGGGGGAAUUGAGGUCCCGUUUCGGUGACAUAAGUUUCAAUCAGUCACGGUCGAUAUUUGACUCAUCAAUAAUGGAAACUCCCUUUCGGGGAUUCUUUAUUCUGGCAUGGAUGGCUGUGGGAAUGUUAGCUUUAAAAACAUUAGUGGAAUACGAAAGAAAUAACACAAGAAUUUACACCUCCAAUAUCAUCAGGAUAAUGCAAAAAGAUUUAAUCAAGGUCGGAUUUGCUGAUCUGUUGAUGUACCUUAGCAUGUAUGCUACGUUUUUCCUCCAAAAACUGAUUAAAAAUGGAUAUCUUGAUUGGGAUAAUACAGGCAUGUACCUGCAGCACGUUUACCAGUGCGGUUUCCUCUUUUUCUGGCUGCUGACAGCUAAGAGGAUGGAGUUUCCUUGGAUUGGAAAGAUUUUUUUAUUAUUGCACUCAUUGGUCAUGCUAAUGAAGAUGCAUUCAUACGCUUUUUAUAAUGGGUAUCUGUUCAAAAUCCAGAAAGAACUGGACUUUUCACAACGGCAUUUGAACAAUAAAAAGCAAAAAUUAGAUAAAGAGACCACUGCCGCUCUUCAAAAAUCAGUGGAGUUUUGCAAGUUUGAACUUACUAGUCAAAGCACCACAUCUCCGUUCCCAUCUAACGUGAACUUGAAAAAUUGGUUUUGGUACACCAUGUACCCAACCGUUGUAUAUGAGAUUGAUUAUCCAUUAACUAACGAGAUCAGGUGGAAGUAUGUUGGGACCAAGAUGCUAGGCAUCUUCGGUGUGAUUUUCUUAAUGAUUUUGGUUGCUGAAAGUUGGUUAUACCCGUUGGCUCUGGAAGCGAUCCAAUUGAGGAAAUUACCUGUGUCUCAAAGAGUUUCUCCAUAUGUCUUCAUUCUUUUGGAGAUGGCUCCACCAUUCUUGUUAAUGUAUAUGUUGGUGUUUUAUCUCAUCUGGGAAUUGAUAUUGAAUGCUGUUGCUGAAUUGACAGGAUUUGCAGAUAGAUCCUUUUAUUCGGAAUGGUGGAAUUCUGUCUCAUGGGAUGAAUUUGCUCGGGAUUGGAACUUGCCAGUUCAUCGGUUUUUGUUGAGACAUGUAUACCAUAGCUCCAUCAGCGCAUUUCAAUUGUCCAGGUACAAUGCGACCCUUUUCACAUUCUUGUUAAGCUCAUUCGUUCAUGAACUGACUAUGUAUGUGAUUUUUGGUAAGUUCAGAGGGUACUUACUCUAUUUUCAAAUGGCCCAAAUUCCUCUCACUUAUCUCUCCAGGACAAAAUUCAUGGCUGAUCGAAAAAUCCUUGGAAAUUCUAUUUUCUGGCUGGGAAUAUCUACUGGGCCAAGCCUCUUGUGCUCUCUAUACUUAGUGUUUUAA
Komagataella phaffii GS115 is the source of this 1581-nucleotide messenger RNA. Its product is annotated as Acyl-CoA:sterol acyltransferase, isozyme of Are1p. The record is from RefSeq and is a predicted model, not a curated record. Gene Ontology annotation, cellular component: endoplasmic reticulum membrane. Bases 1 to 1581 code for a protein of 526 amino acids. NCBI's taxonomy places the organism in Eukaryota, Fungi, Ascomycota, Pichiomycetes, Pichiales, Pichiaceae. Gene Ontology annotation, biological process: ergosterol metabolic process. Gene Ontology annotation, molecular function: ergosterol O-acyltransferase activity. The transcript has a single exon.